Closterium sp. NIES-65 is the source of this 1413-nucleotide messenger RNA. The record is from the annotation of a GenBank genome assembly. Lineage: Eukaryota; Viridiplantae; Streptophyta; Zygnematophyceae; Desmidiales; Closteriaceae.
AUGCCGCAGCGAAGCGAGGAUGUGGUUGAUCUGCUGCCUGGCCCCAUCUGGCACAUCAUCAUCCGCCACCUACGGGCACAUCAUUUUCCGGAAAAUCAGGGUGAAUCCUCGGGUGCAUUGCAGCAGAAAGCAGGCGGCACCGCGAACGCCACAACUCUUCCGUUUCCUGCCAUCACGUGGCAGCAUGCGGAGGCAUUGCGGAGCUCUGGCGCCUCUUGGCCUCUGCUGUUCUACGCCAUGGCCAGCAAGAGGCUCCUCCGCCAUGUUGCCUCCUUCGCCUCAUCGUGCGCUGCUUCCCUCGCUCCAUCGUACAACCUUACUCGUUUCACGGAAUGGUUCUCUACCAUCGCUGUGACCAUCUAUGUGGCCAUCUAUGUGACCAUCUAUGUGACCAUCUAUGUGACCAUCUAUGUGACCAUCUAUGUGGCCAUCUAUGUGACCAUCUAUGUGACCAUCUAUGUGGCCAUCUAUGUGACCAUCUAUGUGACCAUCUAUGUGACCAUCUAUGUGACCAUCUAUGUGACCAUCUAUGUGACCAUCUAUGUGACCAUCUAUGUGACCAUCGCUGUGUGUGAGCAGGAGUUGGAGCCCAUGACACUCGUUUUCAACACAGGAAUGCUCUCCUUCUUCCUGCGGCACGUAGCUCAGACAUCUCUUGAUCUCCUUCUCAACAGCCCCCAAGAUCUGGACAGCAUCGGCCGUCUCUUGCAGCCCUCUAUACGCUCCCUCACAAACCUGUGCAUUGGGCUCAAGGAACCACCCGGGGGAAUUGAGCCUAUCAUUAAGGAGAUUCACCUGAUGAAUCUGGCAUUCCUCAAGGAGUUCGAGAUUCUGCAGCGGGUGAAGCUAGCAUUUCUCAACGUGGAUUGCACAUGCGGUAGCCGCCCCUCUCUCGACUCGCUCUCUCUCAUUGGCCGCUCGCAGCUUCUCCGCACUGUGACCCACCUGCUCAGCAGCAUAGCGCCUACAGUGGAGUUGCUUAUAGUGAGGUACGGCUGGCCUCUGGAGGGCGUGCGUGUGGAGUGGAGCCGACUGAGCCGCCUCGCCGUUGGUGUGCACCUGUGUGGUGUGCACCUGUGUGGUGUGCACCUGUGUGGUGUGCACCUGUGUGGUGUGCACCUGUGUGGUGUGCACCUGUGUGGUGUGCACCUGUGUGGUGCGCACCUGUGUGGUGUGCACCUGUGUGGUGUGCACCUAUGUGGUGUGCACCUGUGUGGUGUGCACCUGUGUGGUGUGCACCUGUGUGGUGUGCAUCUGUGUGGUGUGCACUUGUGUGGUGUGCACCUGUGUGGUGUGCACCUGUGUGGUGUGCACCUGUGUGGUGUGCACCUGUGUGGUGUGCACCUGUGUGGUGCAUGCACAGUGGCUAUGGAUGCCAUCAUGGGGCGUGGUGUGUGCACCUGUGUGGCAUGA